CAAUAUUGUAUAGAAAUAUCUCCUCGUCCUCAGUUGAUAUUCUACCGUCGACUUAUUGCCUUCGUGUGGAGUGUUGUUGUUCUCGCUAUUUGGUGUUGUAGAUCGUGCUAGAACCCAAAAAUAUAUAAUUUUCAAUAGUUCUCGUUAAAACUAAAUUGAAUCGAAAAACAAUUGAUAAAAUGCCUGGAAAUAAGUCAUAUGAAACACCAAAGGACUUCAUCAAUCCCGGAUUACCAUCAAAGUGCACCUGGCAUUUGGGAACUACUGAAAAAUCUCCACACUCACACAAGGAUAUUCCACACCGCACAAAGAUCACACCUGACAUCGUCAGUGUCAUAGGAUGUACCCCGUUGGUCAGAUUAAAUAACAUUCCCCAGGCAGAGGGCAUCAAGUGCGAAAUGUAUGCCAAAUGCGAAUUCCUAAACCCUGGUGGUUCAGUCAAGGAUCGCAUAGGUUAUCGAAUGGUUCUGGAAGCCGAAGAAAAAGGUCUUCUCAAGCCUGGAUACACUGUGAUUGAGCCGACUUCAGGAAAUACCGGUAUUGGUCUAGCGAUGGCUUGCGCUGUCAAAGGCUACAAAUGUAUCAUAGUAAUGCCAGAGAAAAUGUCAAAUGAAAAAGUUUACGCCUUGCGUAUAUUGGGAGCCAAAAUUAUUCGUACUCCUACUGAAGCACCUUUCGACUCACCUGAAGGUCUUAUUUGUGUUUCUCAACGAUUGCAAAAGGAAAUCAAGAAUUCCAUUGUGUUGGAUCAAUAUCGCAACCCUGGAAAUCCUUUAGCACAUUACGAUGGAACUGGUGCUGAAAUUCUCUGGCAAUUAGACAACAAAGUCGAUAUGGUAGUUUGCGGGUCAGGAACUGGUGGAACUAUUGCUGGAAUUGGUAGGAGAAUCAAAGAACAAGUUCCUUCCUGUCAAAUUGUGGGUGUAGAUCCGUUUGGAUCUAUUCUGGCACGUCCCGAACACUUGAAUGAGAGUGAUGUGCAAAUGUACGAAGUUGAGGGAAUCGGGUAUGAUUUUAUUCCAACAGUUCUCGAUCAUUCAGUGGUAGAUCAUUGGGUGAAAUCUGAAGACAAAGAGAGUUUCCAAAUGGCACGACGACUUAACAGAGAAGAAGGCAUUCUUAGUGGUGGAAGCAGUGGCACAGCCCUUUCUGGUGCAAUCAAGGCCGCCCGCACCCUUAAGGAAGGUCAACGUUGUGUCGUAGUUCUCCCCGAUAGUAUUCGCAAUUACAUGACAAAGUUUGUCUCGGACAACUGGAUGGAGGCGAAGGGUUUCAAGGAAGUUGUGAACGAGCACAAUCAUUGGUGGUGGAAUCAUACAAUCUCAUCUCUAGACCUUACAUGUCCGACAGUGACAAUUGAUUCAUCAACUACCAUUCAAGAGGCUAUUGCAGUAUUGAAGAAGCAUAACAUUCAACAAGUUCCACUCGUGCAUAAGGACAGCGGGUCAAUCUUAGGUGUGGUUAACCAAGAAACCCUCAUAAACCAAAUAGUAAGCAUGAAUCGACAAAACACGGAUCCAGCUAUUAAGGCGUUGAACAAAAAACCUAUAGUUGUAACGUCAAAUGCAAUUUUGGGAAAAGUUGCACGAGUUCUUGAGGUUGAGACUUCAGUUCUUGUUGUAGACAAAGUCGAUGAAAAAGAUAUGCUGAAAGGAAUCAUAACUAAGUUGGAUGUACUUAGUUUCAUUUCACAAGGACCAGUUAAGGCUUCCAAUGGAACUACAAGUAGUUAAAGAGAUCUGCCUUCAAAAGAAACUGGAAUAAGACUAAAAUCACUUCGGAAUGCAUUUUUUUUAAUUUAACUAAAUUUAUAUUUUUUGAAUACGCCUACAUGCAUAUAUUUAAUAAAAAAUAUAUAUACUAA
Molecule: messenger RNA, 1864 nt
Organism: Eupeodes corollae
Lineage: Eukaryota; Metazoa; Arthropoda; Insecta; Diptera; Syrphidae
Product: cystathionine beta-synthase
Exons: 5
Coding region: 180-1733 (517 amino acids)
Cellular component (GO): cytoplasm
Molecular function (GO): cysteine synthase activity; cystathionine beta-synthase activity
Source: RefSeq, a predicted model, not a curated record